Brugia malayi is the source of this 510-nucleotide messenger RNA. RefSeq lists its product as uncharacterized. The transcript is spliced from 4 exons. NCBI's taxonomy places the organism in Eukaryota, Metazoa, Nematoda, Chromadorea, Rhabditida, Onchocercidae. The record is from RefSeq and is a predicted model, not a curated record. Bases 1 to 510 code for a protein of 169 amino acids.
AUGAGUAGUAAUUUCAAAUUGUUCGAUUCAGAGAAAGUGGUUUAUUGUUCGACGGCGAAUAAAGAAAACGCACUAAAAUCUGCUGCUGUUCUAGGCUUUUAUGCGACCAUCGAUUGUAUCUCUGCUUUAACAUUCCCAAGAUUUCACCGAAACAAAAUUCACGUCAACUUAUCACAUCGUUAUCAAAUCACGGAAAAUAUAAGUUCUCUUCAAACAUUAUCACCAAUAGUUGCAUUUCAUUCCGUAUUCCUGGCACUUUAUUUGGGCGCACUGUUUAUGUACUUUGCUAUCGAUUUCAAAUUUUCACCAAAACAGUUUGCUAUUUAUCUCGAAAGUGUGCAAUUAACUCCGUUAUAUGCAUUAACUUUACCAAUUGCUAUAGUUUGGACAGAAAAACACGUCAGGAAAACUAUCCAAGAAAAUUGUCAGAAGGCUAUCGAAUUAACGGGCAGUGAAGCAGCUAACCACUAUUUUACAAUUUUUGAGACACCCAAAGGAAAGAACGGUUGA